Messenger RNA from Moneuplotes crassus, 396 nucleotides. The record is from the annotation of a GenBank genome assembly. NCBI's taxonomy places the organism in Eukaryota, Ciliophora, Spirotrichea, Euplotida, Euplotidae.
AUGGAGAAAACAGAAGAGACUAAAGAGGAAUACAACCUUAAUAGAGACUUAGACAGGACUGAUCUUGAUGAAAUAGCUCAGAAAAUCGAGGAAGAGCAGGACUUUGUUGAAUCAAGGGUAGAUAUGGAAGAAAAAGCCUCUGAGAAACCUACUGUUGGUGCAACUUGCCCCUUCAGAGUCUGUCUUAAGAAGGGCAAGACUUAUUAUUACUGCACAUGUGGGAAGUCAACUAAAAACCCAUUUUGAGAUGGAGUCUCUCAUAAGGAUACUGAAUUCAAACCCUUAAAAGUUGAAUGCAAGGUCCAAGCUAAGUAUAGAAAUUGGUGAGGAUGUAAAAGAAAUAAUUCCAGAGCUGGAGCAAUGUGUGAUGGAAAUCAUAUAAGAAUUGACUGGUAA